Messenger RNA from Neolamprologus brichardi, 828 nucleotides. RefSeq lists its product as uncharacterized. The record is from RefSeq and is a predicted model, not a curated record. Lineage: Eukaryota; Metazoa; Chordata; Actinopteri; Cichliformes; Cichlidae.
CGUCUCACAAGGACAGUAUCACAAACAGGCGAAAGAUGGAUAGCACUGACCCUCUGCCACUGUCUCCUUUUAUUAACAACAGCUUUGCAAAGACGAAAGAAGGAAGCUUGUUAAAUCAGGUGAUGCCAUCUAAAACCUCCACCGUGGCCACCGUGAUCCAAGUGGUGCAAAGAGUGGUGCAGAACAGCUGCAUAAGGGCCUGUCAGCUGCUCUGCCUGCCUUUUGACCCUGUGAUGUGUGAAAAAGUCACAUGUUGCUCAGCUGAAACUCAUCAGCCCAAGGAGAAUAAAAACAUUCAAGCAAUGGCCCUUCAGAGUCCGCCGUCAACAAUACUGAUCGUCAACAUCAGCAACUCCACGUUGAUUGACUGCGUCAUUGGAAACGGCACCCGUCCAGUGGUCGAGUGUCAGCCUCUCAUGCAGGAAACUGAGCGCCACAUGAAAGGUCAGAUGAGGUUUAGCUGCUACGGCGGGAAACAGGAGUCAGCACAGGAUGCUGCUUUGCCACCACUUCUUCCAUCAGAAGAGCAUCCGAGUAUCAGCAUCCACAGCUCCCACGUCAGCUACACCAUCAUUGGAGACAACAACAGCAUGCAUGUUGAUAUGAGCCAGCCGUCCAACUAAAACGGAAGAUUCACAAGUGUGCCACAUGUACACACACAUGCAGACUCAAGAAACACUGUAGCCACGAUUAUAACUUCAGCUUAGUAUCAGGGCAAGGGCAGUUCAUUAUUAUAAAACACAAAAAAAGAGCUGUUUUGUGGACAUUUUGAUUGAAUCGUGGCUCAAGAGUUGGGAGUUCGCCUUGUAAUCGGAAGGUUGCCGGUUU